GCGCAGGCGCUUGCGCCCUUCACGGCCCGGCCGAGCGCGGCGGAUUUGAAACGGCGCCGCCGCCGCGGGACGGUGGAUUUGGUUGGGUUUUUCGCGUGGGGAAGCUUCGCUCAUCCUCACCUGCCCCACCGAGCCACCUCCCGUCGCCUCAGCGGUGUGAGGUGACCGCCAGAGGGAGCCGCGUAAGCGCUGUGUACCCAAGGGCUGUCAGGCGAUAGUGUUGAAUGGAGUAUCAUAACAGGAAUAUGGCAUCCUCAGACCUGGAAGAUUUAUGUUUUCACAUCAACACGAAGAUUUCGACUAUUAAAAAGACCCUUCAAUUAAGAAACAUAGGUCAAGAACCAUCCCUCAAAUCUAUGCUCUGUAAAAUAGGACAUGAGAUGGUUCUCUUGCAUGAUCUCCUGAAUAAAAUGGAAAUGGAAGUUCAACAGCAAGAAAAACUGAAGAAUUUGCUAAAAGAGCUCCAGAAGUCUGCUGAGAGAGAUCAAAAUGAAGCACAGCACCUCCGUGAAAACAUUCCUUCCCAUCUGCCAAAACCAACACAGAGCUGCAUCACUGGGCUAACUGUGAAAUGUGAAGAACAAACAAAAGCUGUAGAACCCGAACGUGCAAAGAAACCUACCAAAGAGUCAAGGCUUAUUAAAGAAGCAGCCUUAAUAACUACAGAAGAAUUUCAAAGCGUUCCUGCGUAUAUGAAAGGUCGUUUAACAUACGAUCAGAUUAACGCAGUCGUUCAAGAUAUGAACAAGGCUGUGGUGGGCAAGUACAAGAUCUUGCAUCAGCCUUUGAAAUCGAUGAAUGGAGCAGUCAGAAAUCUCUACCACAGGUUCCUGGAAGAAGAAACUAAGGAUACAAAAGGUGAAUUUUUUAUUGUGGAGGCUGAUAUCAGAGAGUUCACCCAACUGAAAGUGGAUAAGCGCUUCCAUAGGAUCCUCAAUAUCCUGCGGCACUGCCAGAGAGUGAGAGAAGUCCGUGGCUCAAGACUUGUCCGCUACGUCAUCUGCUAAUGAGCUUUCCAUGUUGCGCUUACCCAAGAUACGGAAGGCAGAAGUACUUUGAGAUGCAGAGGGAUUUUGUUGUCCACAGAGAGAUUCUACAUGAGGGCAUUCCUGUUCACCUCCCUUAUUUUCUAAAAGGCAGUAGUGGGGACCAAGAAGGGGUUUUGUGUUGUUUGGUUUUGUGUUUUUUUUUCAAACAUCUAUCCUGAAUCAGGAGUGGCAACAUCAAAUGGCCUUAAAGGAUUUGAGGUUUGUUUUGAAAACAUGAGAGGAACUACUGUCUUCUGGCAAAUUACAGAUGCAAAACAGAUAGGGCGAUUGGUGCACCUGUGGUCACAGGAGGUUUUAAUCACAUUUGCAGGUCAGCACUUGAAAGUUAAAUUCUCUGCAUGUUAAUAAUGUUCCUUUUGUGUUUAUGAGUUGGAGACUGUUUAAGGCUCUGCAGCAACUCAAAGGAAGCAUUUGAUUGUUUGGGUUGUUUUUUAAUCCCUCAAACCAAUUUCCAGAUUUCCUUUCCUUAAUCUUUUUCUUCUUAUCCUAAUUGUAUGUUUUGAUGUUUCCUGCAUCGCUUGAGCAGGAAGAUCUGAGGUGGUUUAAACAUUUCCAGACUGAUGAUCGGUAGUUCCGUUAGCCAUGUGGUUUUCAUACUUCAUCAUGCAGCCAGAUUUUUUUCCCCUCAGACCAACCCGUUAGACUCAAACAGUGAAGCAAUGGGGGUUUUUUAAUUGAAAAAUGCUGACUUUCACUUUGAAAAUACUGGUCAAACUCCUCACAGUUUUUUAUUCUAGAAGGUUGUUUUCAAAUGACCUAUUAGUGUGGUAAGUUCCUGAGUAGAAUUAUUGUGAUCAGUAUCAGCUCUGUGAGUAAUCAAAACUGGUUUGAUAAGAAAAGCUAUGGACUCUUUCUUCCACGAGCCUGUAUCUACUUUUAUCCUAACAUUUAAUCUAAAAUACCUCCUCUUGUACCCUGUCAGUGUUAAGAUGACAAUUUAAUGAGCAAAAGACCCUGAAUGAACUUUGAACUUUCUCAAUAAAGAGGCACUGGUGAGUGCUAUAUAAUCCUAGAA
Molecule: messenger RNA, 2064 nt
Organism: Phalacrocorax carbo (great cormorant)
Lineage: Eukaryota; Metazoa; Chordata; Aves; Suliformes; Phalacrocoracidae
Source: RefSeq, a predicted model, not a curated record